This is a messenger RNA of Somion occarium, 1825 nucleotides long. Lineage: Eukaryota; Fungi; Basidiomycota; Agaricomycetes; Polyporales; Cerrenaceae. The record is from the annotation of a GenBank genome assembly.
UCUUGCCCAGUUCUGGCUCGCUCGAAAUCGCUCGAUCGACUGGAAUCUGCGGAUGCCGGAAUAACGGCCGCUGGUCGUGAGGGAAAUAAUAUCCAACUGAUGCCAUGUGUUAGGGGUUCGCCGCUGAAUCAUCUGGAACUUUAGCUAACCUAUCCAUAACGCCAUCGCGACCCAGCUGCUACGCGCCUGCAAUUUUUUAGGUUUUAUCGAUGGCUCGAUAACUUCAUGCUCGAUGGGCCAGAGGGUCUAUAUACGUUCCUCUUCGUGAAUGUUCUCGUGGUUCGCUUGGACAAGCACAUUAACACGCUGAUGCAUCAUGUAGAAGGGCUUUUCGAUCCUGAGAUAUAUUCAGUAAUUAUGGGGCCCUUCAAGGACGUACCGCUCUUUCCCUAGGAACUGCUAUUCGAAGUUCAGGGUGAGUCGUCCGAGUUGUCAGUAAUGGAAACACUGACUCACUCAUUGAGAUCGCUGGUCGUGGCCGAAGAAAUAAGUAAUAACCAACCAGAAGCUAGGAAUAUGCUCGCUGAGAACGAUAAUACUACCAAUGUCAUAUCCACGAACCCGUACAUCGUCGCAAGUGACACGCGAUACCCCGGAGCAUCAUGUUUCCUCUACAUACCAGCAGAGAGCCCAAAUAUGGUGUUCGUCGACUCCUACCACGUCGUGCGUGCCAUCGCUGAGUGGCCAGUAUGGCGCACGCCUGCGCUGCCUCUCCCACACCACCUGAGCUUUCGUCUAGAGGAAAUUCCGGGCAGGGGCGUUGGAAUGAUAGCCACCCGGUCGAUCUCAGCUGGAGAGCUCAUAUUCAGGGAGCGGCCGGUGUACGCCGCCCGCCGUGAAGUGAACUGUGCGGCAGACCAAAACGACAACGGGAUUUUCUAUAGAGCGGCAAUCCAUCGGCUGUCUCAACAAGCCCGCAGGUCCAUCCUCGGGUUGCAGAACGCAUUUCCACCGCCAUUUGAUGUUGUCCCUGGUAUUCUGAAUACAAAUUGCUUGGAGAUUCGUAUCACGGAAAAGCCAGACCCAAAGCCGUCUGAGUCGUUCGUGGGAUGCUUUCCAGUUAUCUCGAGAGCGAACCACGACUGCGCACCUGUCGCAAAUUACUUCUUCAAUUUCGGGACGUUCGAAGGAGAGUUGCGAGCCAUGAAUGACAUCGCCGGAGGAGAGGAGAUAACGAUCACGUACAUGGACCUUUGUUUACCCAAGGCCGAGCGGCAGGCGUACCUGUCGCGAACAAGGUACUUCACCUGCGGUUGCGCGACUUGCAGUACGCCUGCGGCGGAACUCGGGCAAAGCGAUGCACGCAGGGCGCAGAUAGGGAGGUUGAUCGAGAGGCUGGAUACGUUAGAUACACCACACUUGCCAGAGCGAAGUUCGCUCGACGAACUUGAAAGAGCUUUGGCAGCAGCGGAGGAGGAAGGCCUUGUCAAGGAGUACGCCCGUGUCUUGCUCAUUGGAAGUCAAGUUCUAACCAUUUACGGGGACUUGCAUAUCGCUAUGAACUGGGCACAGAGGGCCAAGCGGUUAUUUAUAAUGGUUGAAGGAGCAGGAUCUUAUAACGUUCGUAGGCUUGAGGAUGCGGAGCGAGUGCACAGCGCAAUGGCAUCCGCACCUCGAGGCUUGAGGAUAUGACGUUGAGGGAUUGGUGACGGAUCUGUGGCGACCUAGGCGCCGCAUUGGUGAUAUAGCGAUUAAUAACCAUUACGAACAUUUAGGGUACGGAAAACAUAACAACAUACCACCAUUCAUUCCUCCAUCAGAAUUUGUACGUAAAUUGUUGAUACCCAACAUAUGAGCAUUGAAUUCCUCUUGUUGUCGUCCUUGA